Messenger RNA from [Torrubiella] hemipterigena, 4785 nucleotides. Lineage: Eukaryota; Fungi; Ascomycota; Sordariomycetes; Hypocreales; Clavicipitaceae. The record is from the annotation of a GenBank genome assembly.
CACCGCAGAAAAUGGAAGCCUCCGCGGGCCUUGGCUCUCUUCCCUCCCUCUUUAUUUGUUGUGUGCAUAAAACGUUGCAGCAUGGGUUCAUGCGUAUGGGACCAUCGCAAAAGGACCAGCGCUAAUGUAACCCCUUGGCGGAAUCGGGCUGUCUGAUAAACACUGUGGCUGCUGCCGUUGCACUUUUCCGAUUUGUUUCACACUUCCCAACCAACCGACUCACUCAUUAACAAACCCAAGUCCCCUAUACUGUGUUGUUUUUGUUACGCUGCAUAGCCAGCCCAUGAAGAUGCCAUGGGCGAGAAUCGUGGUUCUUGGCUGGCGUGCGCCGCCUAUAUUUUCUUUUCCUGGUCGCUUGUUGCCUUUCUGAUCCGCGUGUGGGCAAAGUACAGAACAAAAUCAUGGGCGUUGGACGACUACGCCUAUUUAACCGCAUUCCUUGCGUCGCUGGUUCACGUUGCCCUCGUGGCCAAAGCAAUCAACUGGGGAUAUGGCAAGGCUCUUGCUGAGUUGCAAGAUGCUCCAGUACCUCAAAUAUCUAUGAUCCUGUAUGUCGCGCAGUUCUUCUACCUCAUCUCCAUCGGACUGUGCCGCAUCGCGACGGCCAUGUUUAUUGGUCAUAUUAUCUUCACUAAAGGAAAUGUUUGGAUCGCCAGAAGUCUCGCCAUAGCCGGUGCAGUAUGGGUAACGGGCUCCAUCAUUGCCAUUGCUGUCAGUGGCUACGAACACUGGCAGACUAUAACCAACGACACCCAUCUCCACACCGCAUGGAUGGGCAUUGAAAUCAGCGGGAUGGUUCUUGAAUUCGCCCUCUGGAUUUCAUCGUGUCACCUCGUGUGGGGGCUGCAGAUGAAGCUUACCAGGCGACUUUUUAUCCUCACAGCCUUUGGCACACGCCUAUUAUUGAUACCCUUAGUGAUCCUACGCCUUCGCUACCUCCAACCCUCUAUAUUAAACGAAUCCCCCACCGCAUCAGGCAUAGUAGCAGACAUCUUUACAGAAGCCGUCCUACAAUUCUCAAUUAUAGCAUGCUCAAUGACAGCCUUGAAGCCAUUCCUCGCAGUAUUCGACCCAGCACAUGUUGUUGGAUACGCUGGAGGGACGUCGCAUAGCUCGACGCUUGCUUCCAAAGACCGAACACGCGAGCGGUACUACCGCUUGCAAAAUCUGCAUCCGCGGCCGCAAGACCAACAGGACCCCUCCGGCGAGAAUGCUUGGAAACCGUACGAGGGACCACAGGCCAAAGGUGGGUUUACAUCAGCGGAUGUUACUGCAACAGCAGCAGCAGGAGCGUCAAUAACCCAACCACGAACAAGUGCGGAACGUGGAAAGAAAGCGUCCACUGAGCACAAGGGCAAACUUAAAAGAUCAAAGACAAGCGAGGAGCAGGAUGAAUCGUGGUCUGUGCAAACAGACGGCUCAGAGAAGAUGAUUAUAAAACGGACAGUAGAGGUCUCGAUCCAAUACAACAAGGAUGGAAGCCCGGGCCCAAGCAACUAGAUUGCAGGGCGUAAGAAUGAAGAGAAAGAAAAGUUCUGAUUAGCAUGUUUGUGGAGCAUGGCGUUACAUUUUGUUUUGGGUAACACAUUUACGGCUACGGGAACGACAUAGUGUCCCAGAUGGAUGAGAUACCCGAGUAUAUAAACAACAGCAAGCGAGCAAUGUUUUCUAAAAGCGAGAUUUAGAUAUAGACAGAUGGCGGGUUUUUUUUCAAUAUGCAUUGGUACUUUUUUUAUUCUAUUCAAGAGUUCAUCAAUUAUCGUUUCAGCGUCUUCUGCUUCUCUGCAUCCGUCGCGACAUUCCUGCCUUCUACCAAGAGACCCUUCUUGCGACGCACAGCAUCCAUAUAUCUCUUGGCGACAUUCUCCUUGUCCGCAAGCUCGCCUAGGUCUUCCAGAUCGUCCUCGGUGAACGGGACCCAGAAGGGAUCUUCAUCAAGAAUCUCAAAUCCGGCAAAGAUGAGCUGUGGCUGGGCGGCACCACUUGUUCGCUUGCGCAUUUCAUCGGCAAAACCGAAACUCUCGGCUACAGGGAGCAGUGCUUGGAUGGUGAAGAACGGCGUGCCCUCCUUCAUGGUCUCGGCGACAACGCGGCCGCGUCUGCGAGUCAACACGUCGUAUACACGGCCCAGGACUUCGGUGGAGGCUUGGAUUUCCACGGUGUACAUGGCCAGCAUGAGGCGUGACGACCAGUCGAGGAAGCCACUUCGAAUGGCGGACUGGAAGGCCUUGAUGACUUCGCCGGUGAGACGGCCGAUGUUCUCGCGCGCUCCGGACUCCUCACCUUCAAGGUGUAGAGUGACGUCGUCGACAAAGACGGCUACGCCUUGCAUUGGCUCCUGGCAUAGAGGACCUUGCGCCGUGGAGAGCUGGAAGGCGUAGGAGAUUUUAUCGGCGAGGUGCUUGGGGUGUAAGGAGUCGGAGCUGCCGUUGCUGUUGGUCUUUCCGGUGGCAAAGAUUCUGGGGAGGAUGCCGUCCUUUGUUGCAUCGAUGAGCAGGUUUGGUCCUGUGCGGCGUGGGCCGAAACCGACAACUUGGUCAAUGACACCCUUCCAUAGUUCUUUGCCCUUGCCAGUCUCUAGGAGCUCCUGGAGUUUCUUCAUUAGGUCAUCUGCGGAUAGAAUAGCAUUGGAAGCUAGAGCGGUGUCUACAGCAAUCUUCUCGUCAAUAGCCUCCGACUCAGCAUCCUCGCCAGCGGACUUCUUCUCUGUGUAGACGCGCUUGAUGGAGUCGGCGUUCUUGAUCAGGAAAUCAGUGACUUCAGCGGGUAGUGGGCGAACGCGGAUAGAAAGAGAGAUUAGCUUGGAGCUGGUGGUAAUCUCUACAGCACCGCGUCCUAGUUCCUUAUUCACGGGAGGCCUCAUUUCUUCGGCACGGACAAUCGUUUCGCGGUACGGCACAAUGGGGGCACCGGCCUGGAUAUCGCAGCGGGCAAAUCGUUCCUUGAGAUCGAGCAAACAUCUUUCCAGAUGCAAUUCACCGGCAGUAAGCAAGACGUGCUCUCCGCUGGCAAAUUGCUCGUAUUCAGCGCAAGGGUCACUUUGUACCAGAAGCUUUAGUCCUUCAAUCAUCUUGUCCAGAUCAGCAGGGUUGACAGGCUCAAGAGCAACACGGACGAUAGGCUGACCGGCCAUGCUGACACCAGCGAGGUUUACUGCGCCGUCGAUCUGACUGCAUAGCGUACCGGACUUGAGAAUCUUGCCUUCGAGACCAGCAAUUCCAAAGACCACACCUGCGGGAACUGAGUCGAGAGCCUCCAGGUUACGGCCCAUGAGCAUGUACAGUGCCUUGACCUCAAUCUUUUCAGGCUUCGGCUCUGUAUCGGGGUCCGCGGGGGACCAUUUGGGUGGGAUGACGUAGAUGGAAUCUCCAAUGGAUAGUGUACCUGAGAAAAUACGGGCAAAGCCAAUGAGGUGCUCGGGGUCUACUUUGGCUUCCUCGAGUUCUGGUGUGUAGUCGUCGAGGUUGAUAUGCUGAAGUGUAUCUGCCACGUUAUUCACUGCUUCGCCUUGCUGUGCAAUGGCUCGGGCUGCCUCAACUCGCUUCUGACGGGCUAGUUCUCUAGCUUCAUCCGCACUGAGAUGGCUUGUAGCCUUGCGUUUAUGCUCGGGGAGUUCGCUCUCUGGGAUAGACACCAUUUUACUAACGUAUGCAACCACGGGAUCUUCCUUUUCGAUCUUGAAUGAAACCAUGGCGUCUCGAAUAGCUGGGUUGAUCUUAUCCGAUCCAGGCGAGCUAUCCAAAACAUCGGGUAUUCUUUGUUGCUGGGCUGCCGGUGGUGAAGGUAGCGAUUCAAUAACGGAUACUAGCAACGCAGUAGACAAUGGUAGCCAGUUGGAGAAGACAGUCGUAAGAAGCAGUCGGGGAUCGCGGGCUCGUAGAGUAUGAGGGGGAAUAUUAAUGCCAAGAGACUUUGUAACCUUUUCCAAAAGCACGGGGUCUCCCUUGCCAGCAUCACCUCCCGUAGUUGCUUGGUACACAGUCCAGACAGGCUCGAGGACAAGCUGUACAAACAUGGGCUUCAAGUUUCUGCCUUUGAGAUGCUUGGCACCGAGAAUCUUUUUUGUCUUUGGGUCGAGGUAGAAGGAUCCCCAGAGGACCUUUUCGAGGAUACCCCUCUUGAUACCCAAUUUCUUCUCGUAUAAGCUGGCGAACUGGCGACAUGUGAACGCCCAUCCGUCAAUAGCGCUGCUAAAGAUGACGUUGUUCUUCUCGGGAGCAAAGUAGAUGUCUUCAUCGUCUUUUUCUUCAAAUUCCAGCUCGCCUGCGUCUGUAGCGUCGUCUGCAGCCUCGGCUUUCGCGGCGGCGGCAGCGUUGACCCGCUCCUCCAUCUUUUCUCUCCAGUUGAGAUCUUCUUCCAUGCGUUCGCCUUGGAAGAAACUACCGAGAACGGCGUUGACUUGUUCUAGGAGCUUGUUCAGAUGGGUAAAGGCUUCGUUGGGCGUCAUCUUGAGCUCGGUGAUUAAACGGUCCAUCUUGUUGAUUACCAGCAGAGGCUUGAGCUUCUCAGUCCACGACUGUCGCAAGACAGUGACAGUCUGACUGCACACGCCUUCUACAGCAUCUACCAGCACUACAGCACCAUCACAUAAUCUAGAUGCUGUAGAAACUUCGCUGCUAAAGUCGAUGUGGCCUGGAGAGUCGAUCAAGUUGAUAAGAUAUUCUUUGGCUUCUGGCUCUGCGCCAGGUGCAUUACGGCGAAGCAUAGAGAAAAAUAAGGAUAUAGCGGAGGAUUCCAUGGUAAUGCCUCGAGUUUGUUCGUCCGGUCGAGAAUCGAGAUAUCGGA